AGUUCACAUCAGCUUUUUUCCGUUCUUCAAUUUUCGUCGCUUUCAAUUCAAAAUUUUCAAUUCUCAAGGUUUAAAUUCAUGUUUAUUCAACGUAGAAUGUUUCUUCCAGUGCUUCGAUAAAGUUUCAGUAUUUUCGGUUCGUUAGUUUGUGAAAUAUCUUCAAUCAUCAGUAUUUGGUAUGUUCCAACACGUUUCAUUCGUCACGAGUGCUUCGAAUUUUUAUCUUCAAUCCAAAUUUAUUCACUUCUCAGUGUGAGAACUCAAAUCAUUUUCAUAUUACUGAUUAUGAAAAUCAAGUUUCCAGAACAUUCAACAUUCAGCAACAAGUUAUAUGAUUGAACUGAACAUUCAUUUGCGGUAGGCAUUUUGUGGUAGGGCUUGAGGCCCAAUUUCGCAUUCAUUCGUUUCAUUGAAGUAAUUCUGGUCUCGCGGGACAUUAUUACUGGUGUGUUGCUUGCAUUCCAAGAUCACACUCUCAUCAUUUCACGGUGCAGUCAGACGUUCUGCUCUGUAUCCGUUUUGUUAGGUUAGUCAACUAGCUACCUAAUCAUUCAUUGCUAGAUCGAAGUAUUAGCAAUUUUCAUGUCUACCCCGUAGAUGGUGUAUCAGUUUCAAUCAGUUCUUUUAGUGAUCUACGAACAUUUGUUACAUUUCAUUCACCAUGCCAAGCAUUUGGAUGGUUGUCUAUUCAGACAUUCACUUAGCAUCAGUGUUGUGAUUUUUGGCCGUAGCCAACUCAAUUAACUUUGCAUUUCAUUCACCGUGCCUAACUUUUGGACGGUUCAUUCAAUUCAAAUUCAGUGAAUCUUCAGCUACGUUACUUUCAAGUUUAUGUGUUGCAUAUCUCAACUGUGUCACACCGUCAUUGUGUCAGUCUUGCCCGUAUUGCACUGACAAUAGUUAACCUGACAUUACCCACUCAUCGCUGUGUCGCCGCCGUUCCUGUGUCGUCACCACUGAGCCAUCGCUGUUGGCUAUCCUGAUUCGUCACCAUUCCAGUCCGGAGUCUGUCGCUCGGAUUGAUUCUUGUCCUGCUUGCGGGUCAUCCAAGUCGCCGCUCUUCAUGGCUCGCCGUCCAGUCCAGCUCCGGUAGCUCGCUCUGGUCCGCUCCAUUUCGUGGGUCCAUCCAGGUCUCCACCAUCGUCCGGUAUCAUCGAGGGGGUCUCGAUGUACUGCCCAUCCAAUUCAAGAUUGGAUCUCAUGCUCUUCAUGCAUUUGAUAAGUAUUCUGUAUCAAUUUUGAAUCAUUAUCAGCAUUUUUCAUUAUUUGUUCAAUUGCCUUGUUUGUUUAAUUAUUAUUUGACCUUUUCAGGGUUUACUUGGAAUUAUUUAUUCUAAAGUCGCGAUUCCCAUUUGUAGACACAACUUUUUACCAAUAUUUUUGGAAGUAUUGCAAGUAUUUGUACUUUACAUUUUUCAUAUUGACUUAUUUAAAUAUCGAUCAACUUCCAAUUAAUUUUUUGUUGACUUAUUAUUCAUAUUGACUUAUUAUAUCAAGCAUUAAGAUUUAGUCUAGGCCAUUGUCAAUUACGUUCUUGAAUACAGUGUCUGUUUCAUUUCACUGUACUACCUAUUUUAUAUUGUCUUUAAAAUUAUUAAUUACAUUGAAUAUAUGCUUUUCAAUUGACGUUCAACUCAUGAUUAUUUAGUGUAUCUAAUAAAACCUAUCCAGAACUACAAAGGUUUUAAUAUGUCCUGAAAGCAUUCGUUUUUUUGUUACCUUUAGUAUUUACAUUUCAAUUGUUCUGUUUUGGCAGUUUACCUUUACCUUUUGUACUUUUUGAGAUUACUCAUUGACCUGACUUUUCUCUAUUACUUAUUGCCAUUUGAAAGUUUAUUUUCUCUUUGAAUUUAUUCAUUAACUCAUUACGGAGCAUUACAUAUAGUAGUUUUGUACUUGUUCAUUAGUCACAAAUUGUUUUGUUUACUAGGAAUUUGGUCUAGUACCUAAAUUAAAUUUUCCUGUUAGCAAUUCAACAUUUAUCAACUGACAAUCUCAAUUUUUUACUAUGUAUUUUUUAUUGUUUUGUACUCAUGAUUAUUGAGUCAAUUUAUCAUAUUUCAACUGAUUGUCUCAAUUUUUUAUUAUGUCAUUUUUAUUGUUUUGUACUCCUGACUAUUGAGUCAAUUAUUCGUAUCUCGUCAGUCAACUGCCCUGUGUGGCAUUUCCUAAAUCUAAGACAAUAUGUCACGUUUCUCAAAGUAUACAAUAAAUCUAUUGAACUGUUUUACUUAAACCUUACUUUUAUUUGGCGUCUUUCCCAGCUACCAGUUUUAUUAUAAAUUAUCAUUCAUUUUUUAGCAUGUUGGAUUUGUGCAGUAGUACAAUAAAUAUACAAUUCAUACAUCUUAACAUUUUUUAUUUACAAAAGCAUUUCUUACAGUCCACUAUUAUUUCAUUCAGUGGCACAGAUCACACAUGUUAAAAUGGUCCUCCUUCGGCCAGAUCAAGGCCAGUGACCUGGGACAACUCAUUAUCUAAUGACCCCUGGUCAACUCAAACUUUUUUAAAUUUGUAAAAAAAAAAAAAAAUCAUCCUGAUCUUUAACAUUGACGCCUUAGUUUAGGGUCCAAUUUUUGACAUUAACUAUUGUAUUAGCAUUGUUUGUAUUAAUAGAUUCUCAUUCAUUUCAAGGUUAACUGGACCCCAGACAAGCACGCUGCGCUCGUGUUGGUACCAGUUUCUCAAGACCUGAAUCAUUGUAAGCUGCCACACUGCAUCCUGUGCACAAGUUGCUCGAGCGCCACCAUUAUCACUUGCUUGGUGUCACAUCACUCAGUUCAUUUGGCUCUCCACACAAGCCUUGGUGACACAUCUUCUUGCAAACGUUUGCGCUUUAAACGUGGGCACACGCACAACUACAGUUGGCAGCAUUUUAGGGUCGCAAGUAUUCUAAUUUUAAGUUGUAGUAAUCUUUGUAAUCAUGGCUACUGAAGUUCUUCCAACUGAUAUCUCGGCGCUAAUAGCAAAGAGAAAAAAUCUGUUUGAUCACCUACAGUGGCUCAUUGAUCAGUUUAAUUUUGAAACGCCUAGAAAUCAGCUAGAAUAUCAUGAAUUAAUCACUGUCAAAGAGGAAAUUGAUACCCUUCGACACGCCUAUGUUAAUAUCAAGGAUAGCUUAGACGAAGGGGAUCCCAAUGGAGACAAAACUAUUCAUUAUGAAAUUUCAAAAAAUUUUAUUAACAUUACUUCUAGAAUCAAGGCCAAUCUGGCAGCCUUUGAAGAGGCCAAUAGGGUUCUCGUUGAACCUGCAUUAGUGCAUGCCCCCACUCCACGACCUAUUCAAUUUUCACAAGGUUUCAAAUUACCAGAAAUACCAUUACCUCGUUUUAAUGGUGAUUUUGAAAAUUGGUUGAAUUUUCGUUCUGCAUUUACUAGUAUUAUAGUUGAUAAUGAUUCAGUUGAUAACAGUGCAAAGUUUCAAUAUCUCAAACAGGUAUUAUCCGGCGAAGCGUUGAAUAGAAUCGCCAAUGCACCACCAGGUGAUUUCACUUUAGCUUGGAAUUUGUUGAAAACCAGGUACGACAAUCCAAUACUUAUUGCUGAUCGACAUGUUUCGGCAAUCUUGAACCCACCGCAACUCAAUUCAAAAUCAGCACAAUCUUGGCGCAGUCUUAUUGACCAUCAAAAAACAAACAUUUUUGCUUUAGAAGCACUUGAUUUAGGUAUAGAUGUUAAAGACCUUCUGUUCAUGUAUGUCACUGUGUCUCGUUUUGAUAUUGCUACCCUACGUGAUUGGGAGCGAUACAACUCUACUAUGGAUGAUGUUUCUAUUGACAAUCUCUGGAACUUUAUGGAGUCCCAACAUAAAGUGUCACAAGCUGUGUCACUUAAUUUGAAUCACUCAGCUCAGGUCAAUCCUAGGGCUAACCAGCAGCAGCCCAGCAGAUCGGCAGCUCUUUCUUUCAACUCUAACAAUCGUAGUAUUGGAACAUCCAAUUCAUCAUUCAACAACAGUCGCAGUACUGCUACACCCAAUUCGGUAUUUCAACGUCCCAAUGCUUGCUUGUAUUGUAACAACUCAGCACAUUCUGUCUUCACUUGUUCUCAGCUGUCAAAUCUACAGCCACAAGCUCGUGUUGACGCAGUACGCAAAAAGCACUUGUGCUUCAAUUGUCUCCGCCCAUUUUCAACAGGACACCAAUGCUUUGGUGCAUGUAAGCAGUGUGGCAAGGCACAUCAUUCCAUUUUGCACGGUGCAUCAUUUCAAUUUACGUCAUCUGGCUCUAAGGCUACAGCAAAUGCCAACAGUGUUCAAUUAAGGAAUACUACAAUUUCCUCCAACAGCAGUCGUUCAGCACAUCUUCACAGCUGCAGUUGUGGUUCACAGCCGGCAGUCAACCUCCGCACGUCGCCGCUCGCUUCAUCAUCAGUUGUCGCAUCUACUUCUGAACAGUCAUUGAAUUCAACUGUAGAGUCAUCUGCUAGGUCGCCGAUUCCAGCCGCUGGUCAAGUAGUUAGUAAUUCCAGUCACACAUAUGAUGGCAACAAAAAUUCAACAGUAUCCAUCAUGCCUACUGCAGAGGUAGUAGUCUAUGAUAAGGUUGGUCAACCUAUUUUGUGUCGCACGUUGUUGGACACAGGUAGUGACACCUGUUUCAUUUCCAAACAUCUUGCUUCACGGUUGUCUUUAGUUUCAACUUGUCAUAACAAUACUAUACAUACAGUUUCUGGCAUCAAUACAGCACCGAUGUAUUCCACAUCUGUGGAAGUGUUUUCUUCUGAUCGCACAUGGUCUAGAAAGGUCUCUUGCAUUAUUGCCGACAAAAUUACACCCAGUCUUCCACCAGUAGGAAUUGAUAUUUCAAAACUUAGUUUGCCCACUCACAUUCAGCUUGCUGAUCCUGCUUUUCACCUUUCUCAGGGAAUCGAUCUUCUUUUGAGCGUUUCAGUCUAUGCUUCCAUAUUGACAUUCGGUCAAAUUCAAAUUUCAUCUGACUGCAUUUUGCAAGGCACCAAACUAGGUUGGGUGGUUUGGGGUGCUGUCUUGUCCACGCAUUCAUCUCAGAUAGAACCUUCUGUUCAUUCCAACUUCAUUUCUACUUGUGAGAUUUCCAAUCAGAUGGAAAAAUUUUGGAAGCUUGAAGAAGUUCUUCCUAAGGACAAUCUAACAGCUGAGCACCGAAAGAUUGAACAGCAUUAUCUUGCCAAUGUCGAGCGUGCCUCAGACGGCAGAUUUUCUGUGGCUCUUCCCAAAAAAGAGUCAUUUCACACUCUAGGUCAAUCUCGUUUCCAAGCUCUUAACCGUUUCCAUUCACUGGAAAAAAGAUUGGCUGCUAAUCCUGAAUUGAAGGAGCAGUAUACGGCAUUCAUGGAUGAGUAUCAAUCAUUGGGACACAUGUCUCCAGUUUCACCCUCAACCUGGAAGGAGAUUUCAUCGAAUGUAAUCAUUUCACAGCCUAAAAUCUCGCUUGUCACUUGUUCAACAACUUCAUUGUUUUCAGAUUUAUCGUCAAAAAUUUCAUCAUAUCACAAAUUAGUUCGCAUUGCUGCUUACAUUCUUCGUUUCAUUCAUAAUUUGAAGCAUUGCCGUGAACCAGCAUCUCAGCAAUCUGUUGAACUGUCGGUUCAGGAAAUUCAAGCUGCUGAAUUGCGCAUCAUUCAAGACAUUCAAUCAGAUGUUUUUGCCGACGAUUUGAAAUCUUUGCGUCAGGGUAAGGAGCUGCCCUCCAAUAGUUCUAUCAAGUCACUCUCUCCAUUUAUUCAUACUGACAAUCUUCUGAGAGUAGGUGGUCGUCUUCGGGAGGCAGAUAUUCCAUUCGACUAUAAACAUCAAAUCUUAUUGCCAGCUAAACAUAGGUUCACGCGUGCGCUCAUUGUCUCAUUUCAUAGACGUCUUCAACAUGCUGGCGUUCAGGUCACUAUGGCCAGUAUUCGACAACGUUUUUGGAUACCAUCCACCCGUCGCAUCAUCAAGAGUGUAAUAAAGGGUUGCAAAAUGUGUUUUCGUUUCUCUACGUUUCGUUCCGAGCAAAUCAUGGGGCAUCUUCCCGCAGUUCGUGUACAACCGGAUUUUCCAUUUUAUAAUUGUGGAGUUGACUACGCAGGUCCUCUUUCAAUUCGUCUUGGUGGCUCAAAGUCGCGCAAUUUCUCCAAGGCUUACCUUGCUUUGUUUAUUUGCAUGGUAACGCGCGCAGUUCACGUAGAGGUGGUCUCCGAGCUUUCAACAAAGGCCUUCAUUGCCGCACUCAUCAGGUUCUCUGCUCGUCGUGGCAUCCCUUUUGCCAUUCAUUCAGACAAUGCUACAACGUUUGUUGGCGCUCACAAUGAACUCAAUGAGUUACAUGCAUUUCUUUCAGAUUCUGCUAUUCAGUCUGAAAUUCACAACUUUGCCGCCGUUUUCAACAUUGGUUGGCAUUUCAUCCCUCCCAGGGCUCCUCAUUUUGGAGGUCUAUGGGAAAACGCUGUAAAAAAUUUUAAACGAAUUUUCAGAGUGGUCACUUUGAAUAAGAUUUUGAAUUUUGAAGAGCUUUCCACGCUGUCUGCACAGAUUGAAGCUAUCCUCAACUCCCGGCCUCUUGUGCCUCUGUCUGAGGACCCUCAAGAUUUAGCAUACUUGUCUCCUGGGCAUUUUUUGGUUGGUCGUCCGCUCACCGCACUGCCGUUCCACACACCAACCACCACUCACAUCGAUCACCGUUCACGCUGGCGUCAGUUAGCACUGAUCACUCAGGAACUCUGGGAUCGUUGGUCUGCUGAGUUUCUAGUCACACUUCAAAGGAAGAGCAAGUGGAGCUCUGAAUCUGAAAACCUGCAGAUUGGUGCUGUGGUUAUUCUCAAGGACACGGGUACGUCACCUUCGGUAUGGAAACUUGCGCGCAUCACGGCCGUUCAUCCAGGGAAGGACAACAAGGUACGGGUGGUCACCGUUCGCACCGCAUCAGGCACUUUCAAGCGGGCUAUUUCUAGCAUUGCACCGCUUCCACUCGACGAGGAAUUUUCUGAUUAAUUCAGCAUUGCUCAUCCGACAUAAUCUCCGUUUCUUUUUUGUUCUCUCGUAUGUCUCUCUUUUGAGACCCUGCAGGCCUCAAGGGGGCCAGGUUUAUGUCAGAUUUCGCACUAUGCAUUGUGUUCUUGUCCCAACUUGUCGCGUUAGUGCGCAAGUCACUUUGUCAUCGGUCCACUUUCACUGUGUUUUCUGCAGUUCACGGAUUACAUCAGUUUUUUGUCAUGCUACAUUUGUACAUUAAUUUUAUUGUACAUUUUGGUAUUAUUUAAUAUUAUUUUGGAGUAUUUCCUACCGUGUCUAGACGUUUUUUACGCAUAUCUUUUUCAUCGACGUGGCUAUGCGUGGCUUCUUGCAGCGCGGUUCGUGCAUGCACUUUUCUGUUUCCUUCUACACACAGCAAUGGCGUAACAGUUCACAUCAGCUUUUUUCCGUUCUUCAAUUUUCGUCGCUUUCAAUUCAAAAUUUUCAAUUCUCAAGUUUUAAAUUCAUGUUUAUUCAACGUAGAAUGUUUCUUCCAGUGCUUCGAUAAAGUUUCAGUAUUUUCGGUUCGUUAGUUUGUGAAAUAUCUUCAAUCAUCAGUAUUUGGUAUGUUCCAACACGUUUCAUUCGUCACGAGUGCUUCGAAUUUUUAUCUUCAAUUUAAAUUUAUUCACUUCUCAGUGUGAGAACUCAAAUCAUUUUCAUAUUACUGAUUAUGAAAAUCAAGUUUCCAGAACAUUCAACAUUCAGCAACAAGUUAUAUGAUUGAACUGAACAUUCAUUUGCGGUAGGCAUUUUGUGGUAGGGCUUGAGGCCCAAUUUCGCAUUCAUUCGUUUCAUUGAAGUAAUUCUGGUCUCGCGGGACAUUAUUACUGGUGUGUUGCUUGCAUUCCAAGAUCACACUCUCAUCAUUUCACGGUGCAGUCAGACGUUCUGCUCUGUAUCCGUUUUGUUAGGUUAGUCAACUAGCUACCUAAUCAUUCAUUGCUAGAUCGCAGUAUUAGCAAUUUUCAUGUCUACCCCGUAGAUGGUGUAUCAGUUUCAAUCAGUUCUUUUAGUGAUCUACGAACAUUUGUUACAUUUCAUUCACCAUGCCAAGCAUUUGGAUGGUUGUCUAUUCAGACAUUCACUUAGCAUCAGUGUUGUGAUUUUUGGCCGUAGCCAACUCAAUUAACUUUGCAUUUCAUUCACCGUGCCUAACUUUUGGACGGUUCAUUCAAUUCAAAUUCAGUGAAUCUUCAGCUACGUUACUUUCAAGUUUAUGUGUUGCAUAUCUCAACUGUGUCACACCGUCAUUGUGUCAGUCUUGCCCGUAUUGCACUGACAAUAGUUAACCUGACAUUACCCACUCAUCGCUGUGUCGCCGCCGUUCCUGUGUCGUCACCACUGAGCCAUCGCUGUUGGCUAUCCUGAUUCGUCACCAUUCCAGUCCGGAGUCUGUCGCUCGGAUUGAUUCUUGUCCUGCUUGCGGGUCAUCCAAGUCGCCGCUCUUCAUGGUUCGCCGUCCAGUCCAGCUCCGGUAGCUCGCUCUGGUCCGCUCCAUUUCGUGGGUCCAUCCAGGUCUCCACCAUCGUCCGGUAUCAUCGAGGGGGUCUCGAUGUACUGCCCAUCCAAUUCAAGAUUGGAUCUCAUGCUCUUCAUGCAUUUGAUAAGUAUUCUGUAUCAAUUUUGAAUCAUUAUCAGCAUUUUUCAUUAUUUGUUCAAUUGCCUUGUUUGUUUAAUUAUUAUUUGACCUUUUCAGGGUUUACUUGGAAUUAUUUAUUCUAAAGUCGCGAUUCCCAUUUGUAGACACAACUUUUUACCAAUAUUUUUGGAAGUAUUGCAAGUAUUUGUACUUUACAUUUUUCAUAUCAGACUUAUUGAUAUAUCAUUUAAAGUUAGUCUAAGCCAUUUGUCACAUUUACGUUCUUGAAUACAGUGUCUGUUUCAUUUCACUGUACUACCUAUUUUAUAUUGUCUUUAAAAUUAUUAAUUACAUUGAAUAUAUGCUUUUCAAUUGACGUUCAACUCAUGAUUAUUUAGUGUAUCUAAUAAAACCUAUCCAGAACUACAAAGGUUUUAAUAUGUCCUGAAAGCAUUCGUUUUUUUGUUACCUUUAGUAUUUACAUUUCAAUUGUUCUGUUUUGGCAGUUUACCUUUACCUUUUGUACUUUUUGAGAUUACUCAUUGACCUGACUUUUCUCUAUUACUUAUUGCCAUUUGAAAGUUUAUUUUCUCUUUGAAUUUAUUCAUUAACUCAUUACGGAGCAUUACAUAUAGUAGUUUUGUACUUGUUCAUUAGUCACAAAUUGUUUUGUUUACUAGGAAUUUGGUCUAGUACCUAAAUUAAAUUUUCCUGUUAGCAAUUCAACAUU
Molecule: messenger RNA, 9282 nt
Organism: Nilaparvata lugens (brown planthopper)
Lineage: Eukaryota; Metazoa; Arthropoda; Insecta; Hemiptera; Delphacidae
Exons: 2
Coding region: 2924-6949 (1341 amino acids)
Biological process (GO): DNA integration
Molecular function (GO): nucleic acid binding
Source: RefSeq, a predicted model, not a curated record